CGUGUAGAGGCAGAACAGCGCUCCCUAGCGGCGGACCGACACAUAACACCGCACCGCGCCCCGUUACCCCGACGCUUCUUAUUCAGGGUACAGUAACGGUGACGGGAUGAGUGGUUCAAUGAAUAACAGACGACAUUAAUAAACUAACGGAAAUUGAACCACCAUUGAAGAAGUGCCUGGGAACAGAUACACACUGGUUGUUAUAACGCCGGAUAUUGAUACUUCAAUUAGUGAUUAGUUGCCUUUGUUCCAGUCCCAAUGGCGAUAGCCCACGUAGCCACAGAAUACGUCUUCUCCGACUUUCUACUCAAAGACCCCACUGAGUCAAAGUACAAGGGACUGCGGCUGGAGCUGGCCGUGGACAAGAUAGUGAGCUGUCUGGCCGUGGGGCUUCCUUUGUUCCUCAUCUCCUUGGCUUUCGCUCAAGAAGUAUCAGUGGGAACCCAGAUCAGCUGCUUCGCUCCCACUAACUUCUCCUGGCGACAGGCCUUCUACGUGGAUAACUUCUGCUGGGCGGCCUUACAGCAACAGCCGCAGAGCUCCCCGCUAUGGCUCCACAAGUUCUUCCCCUACAUCCUGCUGCUGCUGGCCACCCUCAUGUCCAUCCCGGCCCUGAUCUGGCGCUUCACCGCCGAGCCUCACCUCUCCUCCGACCUCAACUUCAUCAUGGAGGAGCUCGACCGCUUCUACAACCAGGCCAUCAAGCUGGCCAAGAACCUGGCGGCGCUGGAGAGCAAGGACCCGCCUGGAGACGGAGAAGGCAGCGCUCCGGACCUGGCCGAGGGCUGCCUCAAGUACCCGCUAGUGGAGCAGUACCUGAAGACCAAGCGCUUCUCCCACGACCUGGUGCUGAAGUACCUGGCGUGCCGGGGCCUGACCUUCCUCAUCCUGGCCCUGGCCUGCACCUACCUGGGCUACUACAUCACGCUGGCCACCCUCACCGACGAGUUCGCCUGCGACCUGCGCACCGGCGUGCUGAAGAACGACAGCGUGGUCCCCGAGGCGGUGCAGUGUAAGCUGGUGGCGGUCGGAAUCUUCCGGCUCCUCAGCUACACCAACCUGGCGGUGUACGUGCUCCUCGCCCCCCUGGUGGUCUACGCCGCCCUGGGCCCGGCGCGCCAGAGCUCUGGGUUCCUCAAGCCCUACGAGCUCCUGCCCGGCUUCGGGACGCUGGGCCUGGUCACUCCUCGCUACAACGAUCUGAGCAUCUACCUGCUGUUCCUGAAGGAGAACCUCAGCAAGCUCAAGUCCUUUAAGUGUCUGCAGGUCCUGGAGCUGCUGCAGGAGAACGGGGAGGAGGGUUUCGACACCAUGUGUCUGCUGAGAACCCGGGGCCAGGUGAAGACCGACGCGGUGGACGGGAAGAAGACAUGUCAAGAAACAAAGAAGAGCGAGGGAUCGUCUAACUGAAAGGCUCGAGGACGAAGAGAUAAUAAUAAUCAUGUUGGUCUUCCGUAGAAUGUUUGGUCCAAUUUAUUGGUCAUGUUCUCUUCAAUGCACUGAUCAUAUUUCACUGGUUAGUUAUACCUAUUUUACCUUUGUUACCUCUUAUUUUAGAAGGGUUUGUUAAUUCUGGUGCAGGCCUUUACUCCUGAAGUUAGUACAUGAAUAACAUGAUGUAGAAAUAGCAUUUUAUUCAAGUUGAUUUGUUUUAGAGCAAAUAUUUAUUUACUAUUAGUAAUAUUUAUUUAGCCUUUGGUUUAUUUACUGUGAAUCUUAGGAGCACUGAUUUAACACAUUGUUUAGUAUUAAGUUAUAAAUACGUUAUAGGAGUCAGACCUAGAAGUGUUAUUCUGUCACAGAGCUACUAGUUGUUAUUUCCUGUACUAAAACAACAAAUUUUGCAUGAUAAGUCAAGGCAAUAAGGCAGUAUCAUAACUAAUAUAAUGUCUCUAAAACCCACAAUCAAAAUGCAGUCAAUCAAACAGUAUUAUUACCAUUGUAAAUCCAGUAACUAUGUAUGGAUGAAUAUGCUAUAUUCUAAUAUACAAGUCAAAUUACAUGUCAAAAGCCAUAAAGUAUUUAUCGAAAUAUUAAACAAACCCUUCAAACAGUUUACCCUCUGACAUGUCACUAUGAUGUACAACAUCAUAAGGAUACACAGAAACACGUGUCCUUGUGUAAUUCAUGUGUAUUCUGGAUGUCAUUUUAAUUAAUGCCGGCCCACUCAUACAGAGAAUGCAAGGCAGGAUCCCAAAUGGAGAUGCACUUUGAGAUUGCUGUAACAAGAAUGAAUACUCUUUACCGAAGUGUGUGUGCAUAUUCUAUUUUGUAUUGCAUUACUCUGAAACAGUAGUUGUUCAAUGCAUGUGUGAUUGUUACUCUGUCUAUUUCACAAGCUGUUUUAAAUAUUCUGUUUCAUAUUUGUUCGAGAUGACAAUUAUUUUUAAAUUUUCUUAUAGUUGGAAUGUACUUUUUUUAAACUUUCAAUAAAAC
Messenger RNA from Gadus chalcogrammus (walleye pollock), 2436 nucleotides. Its product is annotated as pannexin-1-like. Gene Ontology annotation, molecular function: channel activity. Gene Ontology annotation, biological process: monoatomic cation transport; positive regulation of interleukin-1 production. NCBI's taxonomy places the organism in Eukaryota, Metazoa, Chordata, Actinopteri, Gadiformes, Gadidae. The coding region runs from base 259 to 1410 and encodes 383 amino acids. The record is from RefSeq and is a predicted model, not a curated record. The transcript is spliced from 5 exons.